This is a messenger RNA of Fundulus heteroclitus (mummichog), 3135 nucleotides long. RefSeq names its product NACHT, LRR and PYD domains-containing protein 12. NCBI's taxonomy places the organism in Eukaryota, Metazoa, Chordata, Actinopteri, Cyprinodontiformes, Fundulidae. The record is from RefSeq and is a predicted model, not a curated record. Bases 126 to 3011 code for a protein of 961 amino acids. Gene Ontology annotation, molecular function: protein binding. The transcript has 10 exons.
AGGAAAUAACAAAGUAAGGACAGUUUGACAGAAGCAGAGGAAAGAAGAAGCCGAAACAGGUCCAGAAGUUGGACAGUUGUGUGGAGGAAGCAGAGAACAGUUCCAGCUCUCCAGGAUCCCGAUCCAUGGCAGCUCCUUCAGACUUCAGUCAGGAAGCUGGGCCAUCAGGGAAAAAAGGUCAGUUACAGAAGUGGACAACAACGUCCCCAGGAUCCAGUGUCUUGUCUUUGAAGAGUGAUGACUCUAAAGAAUUACCUCCAAGCUUCAGUAAUGAAGCGGAGCCCUCUGACACAAGAGGGAGGAAGAGAAGCAAUGUCUGUGUAGAGAGGCAGCCGUCCAGCUGUGCUUUAUGUCAGGAUGUCAUGAAGGAUCCAGUCUCCAGCAGAUGUGGACAGUGCAACACCUCUCACUGGGACCAGUCAACAUCAUCAGAGUACUCUUCCUGCCCUCAGUGUGAAAAAAGAUCAAGGAGUAGCGCUGGACUGCAGGCGGCACAUCAGAGCAGUACUGUGCAAGUAAAUGUUCAUCUGCGGGAGGUUUUAGAUGAAUAUAGGACUAGUCUCAGGAAGAGGUAUGAACAUGUGACUGAGGGAGUAGACAAGCCAGGAGGUUGUUCCCUCCUUAACAAGAUCUACACCGAUCUCUACGUAACAGAGGGACAGAAUGAAGAGGUCAGUAACCAACAUGAGGUGAUGCAGCUGGAGACAUCAGUCAAGAUCAUUAUGGAUAAUCCAAUCAGGUGCCACGAAAUCUUUAAACCUGAUCAAAACAAAGUCAUAAAACUGGUUCUUACAAAUGGCGUCGCCGGUGUUGGAAAAUCAUUCUUAGUGAAAAAGUUCGCUCUGGACUGGGCAGAGGGCUUGGAGAACCAAGAUAUCAGUGUGGUGGUUCUGCUUUCAUUCAGGGAGCUGAAUGUAAUCAGGGAUAAGCAGCACAGUCUUCUCUCAUUGCUCCAUACGUUCUAUCCAACACUUCAGAGGUUCCCAGCAGAGAAGCUGUCUGUCUGUAGGAUUCUGCUCAUCUUUGAUGGCCUGGAUGAAAGCAGAUUUUCACUGGAUUUCAUUAACAGUGAGCUCCUUACUGAUGUCACUCAGAAGUCAACAGUCAAUGUGCUGUUGGUCAACCUCAUCAAGGGGAACCUGCUUCCCUCAGCUACUAUCUGGAUAACUUCCAGACCUGCAGCAGCCAAUCAGAUACAUCCUUCAUGUGUUGACAGAGUAACAGAAGUACGAGGAUUUGCUGAUGCGAAGAAGAAGGAGUACUUCAGGAAGAGAUUCAGUGAUGAAGAGCUUUCCAGCAGAAUCAUCUCACACAUCUGGGCAUCAAGAUCCCUUCAAAUUAUGUGUGGGAUCCCAAUAUUUUGCUGGAUCACUGCUACUGUUCUAGAGCACAUGCUGAACACUGAGAAGGGAGAAGAGCUGCCCAAGACCAUGACUGACAUGUAUUCACACUUCAUGCUGGUUCAGACUGAGAUGAAGACGAAAAAGUAUCAUGAAGGACAUGAGAGGAGUCAACAGAAGCCUAUGGAGACAGACGGGGAAGUUCUUCUGAUGCUGGGAAGGUUGGCAUUUGAACAGCUAGAGAAAGGAAACAUCAUUUUCUAUGAAGAAGACGUGGAGGCAUGUGGUCUUGAUGUAAAAGAGGCCUCUGUGUACUCAGGAGUUUGUACCGAAAUCUUCAAAAAGGAGAGUGUCAUUUUCCAGAAGCCAGUCUACUGCUUUCUUCACCUGAGUGUUCAGGAGUAUCUGGCUGCAGUCUACAUAAUCGACUGUUUCACCAACAGGAACACACAGGUCUUGAAGAACUUUCUGACUGAACACAAUAGUGACUCACCACUGGAAGACUUCCUCAAGAAUGUACUGGAAAAAUGCCUCAGAAAUGAAAAUGGGCGGCUGGACCUGUUUGUUCGCUUCCUUCACGGCCUCUGUGUCAAUUCCAGCCAGAGACUCCUAAGGAGCCUGCUGGAUCACACAGAAAGCAGUACAGAAACCAUCCAUAGAGUUAUCAACAACCUGAAGAAACAAAGAAUAUUAGCAUCUCCAGACAGAAGCAUUAACAUUUUCCACUGUCUAAUGGAGAUGAACGAUCUCUCGGUCUAUCAGGAGAUUCAAGAGUUCCUGAAGUCAGAAAACAGAUCAGAGUUCCUCUCAGAGAUCCACUGUUCAGCUCUGGCCUACAUGCUGCAGAUGUCAGAGGAGGUUCUGGAGGAGUUGGAUCUGACAAAGUACAGAACAUCAAUAGAGGGACGACAGAGACUUAUCCCAGCAGUGAGGAAUUGCAGAAAGGCUCGAUUUGCCGACUGUAAACUAUCAGAGACCCAUUGUGAAGUUGUGGCCUCUGCUCUGAAGUCCAACCCUUCUCAUCUUACAGAACUUGACCUGAGUGGGAACAAGCUAAAUUAUUCUGGAGUGGAGCAUUUGUGUACUGGAUUUAGGAGUUUAAACUGCAAGCUUGAAAUACUGAGACUGGAGGUCUGCACGUUGCCAGAGAACAGCUGUAUUUCUCUGGUCUCAGCUCUGAAGUCUAACCCAUCUCAUCUCAAAGAACUACGCUUAAAAGGGAAUGAAGGCAUGAAAGAUGCAGGAGUGAAGGAGCUCUGUGGGUUUCUAAAGAGUCCCCUGUGCAGACUAAAGAUUCUGAGAUUGCAGUGCUGCAGGUUGUCAGAGUUAGAUUCUGCUGCUCUGGUCUCAGCUUUGAAUUCUAACACCUCCCAUCUGAUAGAACUAGAUCUAAGUUGGAAUGAAGAGAUAAAAGACAAUGGAGUGAAGGAGCUCUGUAGUUUUCUAGAGAGUCCAGCCUGCAAACUAACAACACUGAGACUAUCUAACUGCAGUUUGACAGCGAUCAGCUGUGCAUCCCUGGUCUCAGCUCUGAAGGUAAAACCCUCCAUUCUGACAGAACUGGACCUGACAGGAAAUGAAAUCAGCCUAUCAGAUGUCCAACAGCUGUUGGAUGUUGAGAAGAGUCCAAACUACAAUCUGAAGACGCUUAAGUGGAGUUAUUUCUACUAGACAGUGUUUGUGUCCUGAUUAUCCACAGAAGUUGAAACAGCAUCAGUUUGUCUUCAGUGCAAUGUUGAAUGCUUUACAGCUAAUUUGCAUAUGGUUUAAAUAUUCUGAUUUAUUUAUGCAUAUA